Closterium sp. NIES-65 is the source of this 669-nucleotide messenger RNA. Lineage: Eukaryota; Viridiplantae; Streptophyta; Zygnematophyceae; Desmidiales; Closteriaceae. The record is from the annotation of a GenBank genome assembly.
AUGAGCUCGGGCGGCUCGGCAGUAGGGCGGCUCGGCGGCUCGGCUACUGGGCGGCUGGGUGGCUCGGCUGCAGUGCGGCUCGGCGGCCCUGUGGCUCGACUGUACGGCGGCUCGGCUGCUGGGCGGCUCGGCUGCAGGGCGGCUCGGCUGCUCGGCUGCUGGGCGGCUCGGCGGCUCGGCUGUCCGGCUGCUCGGUUGCCCGGGCGGCUCGGCGGUGCUGCUGCAGGGCGGCGCGGUGGUCGGCUGCUCGGCUGGGUGAGGCGGCUCGGGCAGCUCGGGUGGCGGGCGGCGCUGCAGCAGGGGACGGGGCCGCAGGUUAGGACGGCGGGGCCGGAAGUGAAAGCGGCGGGGCCGCAGGUGAGAGCGGCGGGGCCGCCGGUGAGAGCAGCGGGGCCGCUGGUGAGAGCGGCGGGGCCGCCGGUGAGAGUGGCGGGGCCGCCGGUGAGAGCGGCGGGGCCGCUGGUGAGAGCGGCGGGGCCGCAGGUGAGAGCGGCGGGGCCGCAGGUGAGAUCGGCGGGGCCGCAGGUGAGGGCCGCGGGGCCGCAGUUGAGGGCGGCGGGGCCGCAGGUAAGGGCGGCAGGGCCGCAGUUGAGGGCGGCGGGGCCGCAGGUAAGGGCGGCGGGGCCGCAGGUAAGGGCGACGGACCGCAGGAAGGGCGGCGGGCCGUAG